Molecule: messenger RNA, 3520 nt
Organism: Cherax quadricarinatus
Lineage: Eukaryota; Metazoa; Arthropoda; Malacostraca; Decapoda; Parastacidae
Gene: ari-1
Product: E3 ubiquitin-protein ligase ariadne-1
Biological process (GO): positive regulation of proteasomal ubiquitin-dependent protein catabolic process; protein polyubiquitination; ubiquitin-dependent protein catabolic process
Cellular component (GO): cytoplasm; ubiquitin ligase complex; nucleus
Molecular function (GO): ubiquitin conjugating enzyme binding; zinc ion binding; ubiquitin protein ligase activity
Source: RefSeq, a predicted model, not a curated record
GUAGUGAGCUGCUGGAACGCAGUGAUGGAGGCCUUGUUAUGUGACGUCACAGGUACAAACAGAGAGAGGAGAGAGAGAGAGAGACAAUAUUUCCCAGUGUUUUAGCCCUUUGUGCCCCCCCCUCUCUGGAUCAUCUGGAGUGGCGGGAGUCAUGGAUUCAGACGAGGAGUACCCGUACGACUGCGACAGCGGCAACGAGUCGAGCGGGGACGACGUGGGUCUUGACUUCGACAUCGAGGGUGAAUCAGGCAGCAGCAGCAGCAAGUACAGGGACACUGAGGACUACCCUUACGAGGUCCUCUCCACCGAGGACAUCACCAGGCACAUGAUAGACUGCAUCAAGGAGGUCAACAGUGUGGUUAAUAUUCCAGUUACAACAACAAGAAUAUUGUUGAAUCACUUUAAAUGGGAUAAAGAAAAGUUAAUGGAACGGUUCUAUGAUGGCGACCAGGAAAAAUUGUUCUCAGAAGCUCAUGUUGUCAGUCCCUUUAAAGCAACUACUAAAACACCAAAAGUACCUGUUAAAACUACUAAUGGAAUGGAAGAGUGUGAAAUCUGCUUCCUGAACAUGCCUUCUGCAAUGAUGACGGGUAUAGAAUGUGGACACCGGUUUUGUACAAGUUGUUGGACUGAAUAUUUAACUACAAAGAUUAUAGAUGAAGGCAUGGGCCAAACCAUUUCCUGUGCUGCUCACUCCUGCUCUAUCUUAGUUGAUGACCACACUGUGAUGAGGCUCAUUGUAGAUCCGAAAGUUAAACUUAAAUAUCAACACCUUAUAACAAAGAGUUUUGUUGAGUGUAACCGACUAUUACGCUGGUGCCCGUACCCAGACUGUAAUUAUGCCAUCAAAGUGCAGUAUCCUGAUGCUCGGCCGGUCAUGUGCAAAUGUCGCAAUGUAUUCUGUUUUAACUGUGGUGAGAACUGGCAUGAUCCCGUUAAGUGCCACCUUCUCAGACGCUGGAUUAAGAAGUGUGAUGAUGACUCGGAAACAUCCAACUGGAUCGCUGCAAAUACAAAGGAAUGUCCAAAGUGCAAAGUGACUAUUGAGAAAGAUGGUGGAUGUAAUCACAUGGUAUGCAAGAACCAGAGCUGUAAGGCUGACUUCUGUUGGGUCUGCCUUGGACCAUGGGAACCUCAUGGAUCUUCAUGGUACUCGUGUAAUCGUUAUGAUGAGGACGAAGCUAAACAGGCUCGGGAUGCCCAGGAAAAAUCUCGUGCUGCUCUUCAACGUUAUUUGUUCUACUGUAAUCGUUAUAUGAACCACAUGCAGUCAUUAAAGUUUGAGCACAAAUUAUAUGCUUCAGUUAAAGAAAAAAUGGAAGAGAUGCAGCAGCACAAUAUGUCAUGGAUUGAGGUUCAAUUCCUCAAGAAAGCGGUCGACAUAUUGUGUGAGUGUCGGCAAACAUUAAUGUUCACAUAUGUGUUUGCAUAUUACCUGCGGAAGAACAACCAGUCAGUAAUAUUUGAAGAUAACCAGAAGGACGUUGAAAGUGCUACUGAGACUCUGAGUGAGUACCUGGAACGUGACAUAACUCAAGAAAAUUUGGCAGAUAUAAAACAAAAAGUUCAAGAUAAAUAUAGGUACUGUGAUCAGCGCCGUAGAAAAUUACUAGAACAUGUUCACGAAGGUUAUGAGAAGGACUGGUGGGAGUACUCUGAACCCUAAGAUAGUGAAAUUCAAGCAUAUUAGUGAAGUUUUGUAUUAAUUUUUCAAGAAUCUGUGCUAUAUAUAUAUUGAUAACAAUUGAAAAUAUUGCAUACAGUAUAUACGUGUUCACAAGUUGAUAGAUGUUUGGAGUUAGCAAGAUCAGUCAUAAAGCUAGCUGCUCAGAAAUCACUAAGGCUGAUGUUCAUACUGUUUGAACAUUGAACAUUACUUAUGAGUUGGAUAAUAACUUUUCUUGUAUUUGUUAAACACUUAUUUUCGACAGACUGCAGUAGACACCCGUUAAUUCGUGGUGUUUGAUUCAUAAUCCAUGAUGAUUUAGUUACUGGUAUCAUAAAUUAUGGGACAGAUAUAGAGAUUACUGGAACAUUAAAUUCCCACCUCCCAAAUUUAAAAAUAUAUAAUGGCAGUUACAUUGAGUUUCUUCAGCCUUGUGUAUACCCUGUAUUCAUGUGUUCACCCCUCUAGUUACUAGCCACAUUCACUGUGCUUAACCCAAAAUACACACAAAAUCCAAAGUACUCCAAGAGAGGAAAAUCAGGACUUUUGUUUGUCUUCAAAUCUGAAUCAUUGUGUCCCACUCUGUUUCUUCAUAACUAAUCUUCCUUAUGAGUAUCAGGUUGGAUGUCCUUCCUCCUCCAUUAGCACUUUCUUUGCUGAUAACUCAUUACUUUCAUUAAGCCCAUCUUAGCAGAGUUUUAUUAAUAAUAUUCACAGUAUGUAGACGUUUAAGAACUACCAGUGUAAUGAAACUAGAUCUUACUUCAUGGUAUUAUGCAGGUUUACAUUAGCCUCCAGACUGCAGCAGUUUAAAAAUUUUAUAUUAAACUAAAAUGGAGCAACACACCCAGCAUCUAUAUAUGUUAAUGGUUGUUAGAGAUUGUUGUUUCCUGUGGCUCAGAGAGUAACGACUCCCUCACUAUUAGUGGAUGGAGGAUCGAGCCUCCACCACUCCUUGCGGGGAUGACCCACACGUGUUUAGCGCUUUAUUUUUUUUAUUGUUUUAUACUUUAUGGUUAGAGCAGGCCUUCAAAAUUGGAAAGAAAAUAUUAAGAGGUAAAAAGUAUUAUGAAUGUGCAGGAAAUUAAAGAUAAGUGUACAAUAUGUUGACUGUAAGUAGAAGUUUGUAAGAUGUUUCUGAGAUACAUAUUCACAAAGAAAAGAGUGUAAAACAUUAAACAGACUUCGGUUUUCUAAUCCUAAGAUAGGACAGUUGUACCUUCCUGAAUUAUAGCUGCCUAACAUCUCACUUCAUUAAGAAUUGUCAGGGGUAACUGAUGGUCUGAGAGUUUGUCAUCCAUCCAUAGACUGCACAGGGAUAUUUAAAAAUGAUUUUAUACUUUAAAUGGAAAAGUUUAUCUUAUUAACCUGUAAGUAUGGCAGUUUAGGAACUACAGAAACAUGGAAUUAACUGGUGUCUACUGUGGGCAAAAAAAAAAAAAAUCAGUUUUAAAUCGAGAUCAGUUUCAAGUAAUAAAUGGGAGUCUUAAAUGGCUCUUAGCUUAUUUAUUCUUAUUGACAUUCCUGAUGAGAAUCAAGCAAGCCAGGCAUGAAUCACAAAUAUACUGCUGAGUGACACUUAAUGUCAAGUUAUUGAAAUAUAAUUUGAUGCUGAAAUCUGUUUGUAUUAGACAUAUGUAUUUAAGCAAAACUUAAUGAAUCAAGGGCAUACAUACUUAUUAGUCAUCUAAAAAUGGUAACAUAAGACUGUCUUCUUGCUAGUAAUUAGGGUGGUUAAAGUUUGGCAGUGAUUUAAGCUUGACAGUGUGUGAGAAAAGGGAAAAAUCUCUAUGCAGUUCUUUCUUGCUCUCUCUCUUACUCACAAGAAACACACACACACACACUCACAUACAC